GCCCGCCCGCUCGGCGCAGGGCGUGGCUUCUCGUAGCCAUUAGGAAACAGCAACCCUUUCACCUCAGUUUCCUUCGGUCCAGCAUUUGCGGCGAAGCGAAAGGUGGUCGAGUCCUGAAGGAGUGCCUGAUGUCUUCAUCAUUCUCAAAUUCUUAGUACGGUCGGGCCCUGGAAGGAACGCUCUCGGAAUUGGCCGCGGAAACCGAUCUGCCCGUUGUGUUUGUGAAACAGAGAAAGAUAGGCGGCCAUGGUCCAACCUUGAAGGCUUAUCAGGAGGGCAGACUUCAAAAGCUACUAAAAAUGAACGGCCCUGAGGAUCUUCCCGAGUCCUAUGACUAUGACCUUAUCAUCAUUGGAGGUGGCUCAGGAGGCCUGGCAGCUGCUAAGGAGGCAGCCCAAUAUGGCAAGAAGGUGAUGGUCCUGGACUUUGUCACUCCCACCCCUCUUGGAACUAGAUGGGGUCUCGGAGGAACAUGUGUGAAUGUGGGUUGCAUACCUAAAAAACUGAUGCAUCAAGCAGCUUUGUUAGGACAAGCCCUACAAGACUCUCGAAACUAUGGAUGGAAAGUCGAGGAGACAGUUAAGCAUGAUUGGGACAGAAUGAUAGAAGCUGUACAGAAUCACAUUGGCUCUUUGAAUUGGGGCUACCGAGUAGCUCUGCGGGAGAAAAAAGUUGUCUAUGAGAAUGCUUACGGGCAGUUUAUUGGUCCUCACAGGAUUAAGGCAACAAAUAAUAAAGGCAAAGAAAAAAUUUAUUCAGCAGAGAGAUUUCUCAUUGCCACUGGUGAAAGACCACGUUACUUGGGCAUCCCUGGUGACAAAGAAUACUGCAUUAGCAGUGAUGAUCUUUUCUCCUUGCCUUACUGCCCGGGUAAGACCCUGGUCGUUGGAGCAUCCUAUGUCGCUUUAGAGUGUGCUGGAUUUCUUGCUGGUAUUGGUUUAGAUGUCACUGUUAUGGUUAGGUCCAUUCUUCUUAGAGGAUUUGACCAGGACAUGGCCAGCAAAAUUGGUGAACACAUGGAAGAACAUGGCAUCAAGUUUAUAAGACAGUUUGUACCAAUUAAAAUUGAACAAAUUGAAGCGGGGACACCAGGCCGACUCAGAGUAGUAGCUCAGUCCACCAACAGUGAGGAAAUCAUUGAAGGAGAGUAUAAUACGGUGUUGCUGGCAAUAGGAAGAGAUGCUUGCACAAGAAAAAUUGGCUUAGAAACUGUAGGGGUGAAGAUAAAUGAAAAGACUGGAAAAAUACCUGUCACAGAUGAAGAACAGACCAAUGUGCCUUACAUCUAUGCCAUUGGCGAUAUAUUGGAGGAUAAGGUGGAGCUCACCCCGGUUGCAAUCCAGGCAGGAAGAUUGCUGGCUCAGAGGCUCUAUGCAGGUUCCACUGUCAAGUGUGACUAUGAAAAUGUUCCAACCACUGUAUUUACUCCUUUGGAAUAUGGUGCUUGUGGCCUUUCUGAGGAGAAAGCUGUGGAGAAGUUUGGGGAAGAAAAUAUUGAGGUUUACCAUAGUUACUUUUGGCCAUUGGAAUGGACGAUUCCAUCAAGAGAUAACAACAAAUGUUAUGCAAAAAUAAUCUGUAAUACUAAAGACAAUGAACGUGUUGUGGGCUUUCACGUACUGGGUCCAAAUGCUGGAGAAGUUACACAAGGCUUCGCAGCUGCACUCAAAUGUGGACUGACCAAAAAGCAGCUGGACAGCACAAUUGGAAUCCACCCUGUCUGUGCAGAGGUAUUCACAACAUUGUCUGUGACCAAGCGCUCUGGGGCAAGCAUCCUCCAGGCUGGCUGCUGAGGUUAAGCCCCAGUGUGGAUGCUGUUGCCAAGACUCCAAACCACUGACUCGUUUCCGUGCCCAAAUCCAAGGCGAAGUUUUCUAGAGGGUUCUUGGGCUCUCGGCACCCGCAUGUCCCGUGCUUACCACCGCCCAAGGCCCCCUUGGAUCUUUUGGAUAGGAGUUGGUGAAUAGAAGGCAGGCAGCAUCACACUGGGGUCACUGACAGACUUGAAGCUGACAUUUGGCAGGGCAUCAAAGGGAUGCAUCCAUGAAGUCACCAGUCUCAAGCCCAUGGGGUAGGCGGUGAUGGAACAACUGUCAAAUCAGUUUUAGCAUGACUUUUCCUUGUGGAUUUUCUUAUUCUCGUCAAGUUUUCUAAUGUUGAUUUUUUUUCUUUUUUCUCCAUGGUGUUAAUGAUAUUAGAGAUGAAAAACGUUAGCAGUUGAUUUUUGUCCAAAAGUAAGUCAUGGCUAGAGUAUCCAUACAAGGUGUCUUGUUGCAUGGAAGAGGGAUAGUUUGGCUCCCUUGGAGGCUUUGUAGGCUUGUCCCAGGAAAGAGAACUGUCCUGCUGCUGAAAUGGACUGUUCUUUACUGACCUGCUCAGCAGUUUCUUCUCUCAUAUAUGCCCAAAACAACUACAUCUGCGAUCGACUCUAGCCAAGUUUGCCUCUGUGUGCUAUAUCACGGAUGAUUAUUAUUUUAAGGUCUGUUUAGGAAGAGAAAUGGCUACCUGGCCAGCCAUUGCCUGGCAUUUGGUAGUACAGUAUGAUUCUCACUAUUAUUUGUCAUGGAGGCAGACAUACACCAGAAAUGGGGGAGAAACAGUACAUAUCUUUCUGUCUGUAGUUUAUUGUGUGUUGGUCUAAGCAAGCUGAGAUCAUUUGCAAUGGAAAACACGUAACUUGUUUAAAAGUUUUUACCUUUAACUUUUUUUUACCUUUAAGUUUUACCUAAAACUUUAAAGUUUUUAGCUUUACCUUUUAUGCUAAAAACACAACAUAUAAUGGUGUUAGGUAUCUAUUCCUUUCUAAGACUACAUUAGUAGGAAAAUAAGUCUUUUCAUGCUUAUGAUUUAAAUCUUUUGUGGUAAUUGCUUUUUAAAGGAAGUUAUUAAUAUCAUAAGUUAUUAUUAUUAUUUUGAACACAGGUGGAUGUGAAGGAUUUUCAUUUAAAAACCAAGUGGUUUUGACUUUUUCUGUUGAAUGAACAACUGUGCCUUGUGGAAUUUUUGCAGAAGUGUUUAUGCUUUGUUAGCAUUCCAACUUGCGUUAUUAUAAAGAGGUAUUAAUGCCUCAGUUAUGUGUUUGUCAAUAUACUGGCUGAGGAUUCUAUUUCAGCUGUCUUUUCUAACUGUAAGUUGAGUUUUGAACACGUGCUGUGGACAUCAGACCUCCUGCCAGCAGUUCUUGAAGCUCCUUUUUCAUUCCUGCUCCUCUGUCUACUUGUAUUUCUCAGUUACAGCACUGAGUGGUUGUUUCCAAGUACAUUUCUGGGCCACCUCAGGGAACCCGUGCAUCUGCCUGGCAUUUAGGCAGCAGAGCCCCUGACCGUCCCCCCAGGGCUCUGCCUCACGUCCUCAUCUCAUCUGGCUCUACGAAGAAAUAGGAAAUGGGAAAAGGAGAGGGCAAUUGAGGCAGUUGACCAUAUUCAGAUUUAUUUAUUUAUUUUUAAUUUGUUUUUUUCCUCCAAGUCCACCAGUCUGAAAUUAGCACAGUAGGCAGUAUGAGAUAGUCAGGCCUAAUCAUGUUGUGAUUCUCUUUUCUUAGUGGAGUGGAAUGUUCUAUCCCCACAAGAAGGAUUAUAUCUUAUAGACUUGUCUUGUUCAGAUUCUGUAUUUACCCAUUUUGUUGAAAUAUAUACUAAGUUCCAUGUAUUUUUGUUACAAAUCUUCUGAAAAAUACAAAACAAUGUGAAACAUUAAAAGGCGUUAAUAAUA
Messenger RNA from Macaca mulatta (Rhesus monkey), 3711 nucleotides. It is a transcript of the gene TXNRD1, whose product is annotated as thioredoxin reductase 1. Gene Ontology annotation, molecular function: thioredoxin-disulfide reductase (NADPH) activity; flavin adenine dinucleotide binding; glutathione-disulfide reductase (NADPH) activity. Gene Ontology annotation, biological process: cell redox homeostasis; cellular response to oxidative stress; glutathione metabolic process. The record is from RefSeq and is marked reviewed. Lineage: Eukaryota; Metazoa; Chordata; Mammalia; Primates; Cercopithecidae. Gene Ontology annotation, cellular component: mitochondrion; cytosol.